Molecule: messenger RNA, 2776 nt
Organism: Vigna umbellata (rice bean)
Lineage: Eukaryota; Viridiplantae; Streptophyta; Magnoliopsida; Fabales; Fabaceae
Gene: ERD4
Product: Early-responsive to dehydration stress protein (ERD4)
Cellular component (GO): plasma membrane
Molecular function (GO): calcium-activated cation channel activity
Source: RefSeq, a predicted model, not a curated record
CUCUGCAUCACCGUUUUGCAUUAUUUCCGCGCUCGCACACACUCAUCCCACUCUUAAUUGCCACGCAAACUCAAAAAUAAAACCUUCGAUUCAUUACAUUAAUUGAACACAAGCAAUCCAAAACGUAAGGUGCCCCACAACACAACUACCACCUUUGCUCAAAAUAUCUCCUUCUUUAUUAUAUCCAUUUUCCUUUCAUCUUCUUCCUUCGUGUCAUUGCCGUUUGCUAUCAUUGCUACAUAAAACAACACCCUUUUAUUGUCAUGCUUCGUAACCGUUUGCAACGGUUGGUUUGAAUGAAGGGAGUGGUAACGGCUACGGUGCAUUCGUUGAUGUUGAUCAAGUGAGGGACUUUGUGUUGUAUUGUGUUGUAUUGUGAGAAAAGUGAGAGGCCCAGAUGGAUUUUACUUCGUUUUUGACGUCCCUGGGAACUUCGUUUCUGAUAUUUUUGGUUUUGAUGAUCGUGUUUGCUUUUCUAUCGAGUAAGCCUGGGAACAAUGUGGUGUACUACCCCAACAGGAUCCUCAAGGGGUUGGAUCCGUCGGAAGGAGGGCCCAAGAGCCGCAACCCUUUCUCAUGGAUCAAGGAGGCCAUGUCUUCUUCAGAACGUGAUAUUGUUGCCAUGUCUGGGGUUGACACUGCCGUCUACUUUGUCUUUCUCACCACUGUGUUGGGCAUCCUAGUUUUAUCUGGAGUUAUUCUGCUACCCGUUCUUCUGCCGCUUUCUGCUACUGACAAUGCUCUGAAGAGACAAGAUGCAAAAGCACAAACAACUAGCAAAGGAACUUUCAAUGAACUUGACAAGUUAUCAAUGGCUAACAUCACGGCAAGGAGUUCAAGGCUGUGGGGAUUUUUAAUUGCCUGUUACUGGGUUUCAAUCGUUACAUUUGUUCUCCUGUGGAGAGCUUACAAACAUGUCUCAUGGCUGCGAGCUGAAGCUCUUAAGUCCCCUGAUGUGAGGCCUCAACAGUUUGCUAUAGUUGUGAGAGACAUACCUAAUGCUACUCAAGGUCAGACUAAGAAGGAACAGGUUGACACUUACUUUAAAGCCAUCUACCCAGAGGCAUUUUACAGAUCUAUGAUCGUAACAGACAACAAAGUGGUGAACAAGACUUGGGAGAGCUUAGAAGGGUUUAAGAAGAAGCUUGCCCGUGCCGAAGCAGUAUAUGAAAGGUCUAAAACAACUGCAAAACCAGAAGGAACAAGACCUACUAACAAGACUGGCUUCCUUGGACUUGUUGGUGAAAAGGUCGAUAGCAUAGAUUAUUACAAUGAUAAGAUUAAUGAACUUGUUACCAAAUUGGAAUCUGAGCAAAAGGUCACCCUUAGAGAGAAGCAGCAAGACGCUGCUCUGGUGUUUUUCUCAAGUAGGGUGGUUGCAGCUUCUGCAGCUCAGAGUUUGCAUGCGCAAAUGGUUGACACUUGGUCAGUGUUUGAUGCUCCUGAACCCAUUCAACUAAUAUGGCCUAAUUUGAAAAUCAAGUAUUUUCAGAGAGAGCUGAGGCAGUACUUGGUUUAUGUCAUUGUGGCAUUGACUAUAUUCUUCUACAUGAUCCCAAUUACAUUUAUAUCUGCAUUUACUACUUUGGAUAAUUUGGUGAAAUAUCUUCCAUUUAUAAAGCCAAUUGUUCGUAUAAAGGCUUUAAGAACAGUGUUGGAAGCUUACCUCCCUCAGCUUGCGCUGAUUAUUUUCUUGGCAUUGUUACCCAAGUUGCUUCUGUUCUUGUCUAAAUUUGAAGGCAUUCCAACUGAAAGUCACGCAGUUAGAGCUGCAUCUGGAAAAUACUAUUAUUUCAUCGUGCUGAACGUUUUCAUUGGAGUUACUAUAGGUGGAACCUUGUUCAAAGCAUUCCAUAGAAUUCAGGAUAACCCCAACAUAAAUGAAAUUGCGUCCUUGCUAGCUGAAAGCCUCCCCGGAAAUGCUACUUUUUUCUUGACCUAUGUCGCCCUUAAAUUUUUCGUUGGCUAUGGCCUUGAACUGUCCCGAAUAGUUCCUCUCAUUAUAUACCAUUUGAAGAGAAAGUAUCUUUGCAAGACCGAAGCUGAGUUGAAAGAGGCUUGGCAACCUGGAGAUCUUGGUUAUGCAACAAGAGUUCCGGGUGACAUGCUGAUUGUCACAAUCGUGUUCUGUUACUCUGUUAUUGCUCCUGUAAUAAUCCCAUUUGGUGUUCUAUAUUUUGGCCUAGGAUGGCUUGUCCUGCGAAAUCAGGCACUCAAAGUCUACGUACCAACAUAUGAAAGUUAUGGAAGAAUGUGGCCUCACAUACACAAGCGUGUACUAGCAUCUCUGAUAUUAUAUCAAAUUACCAUGUUUGGAUACUUUGGGGCGCAGAAAUUCUACUAUACACCACUUGUGCUUCCUCUUCCCUUUUUGUCACUGAUCUUUGGUUUUGUCUGCGGAAAGAAAUUCUACCCUGCCUUCGAACAUCCUGCACUUGAGGUUGCAGCUAAUCCACUUAAGGAACCCCCCAACAUGGAAUUGAUUUUCAGAUCUUUCAUUCCACCUAGCUUGAGUUCUGAGAAGAUAGAAGAUGACCAGUUUGAAGAUGCAUUAUCUUCAGUUUCGAGAAGAACAGCUGUUUGAUGUAAUUAUCUGAAUUUCAACUGCUUUUUACGUGUUAGUUUUAGUCUUGUAGGGAUACCUUCAGACAUUCAUUGUUCAUAAUACGUCUUAGGAACCACGAUGUUGAGUGUUAACUGUUGUGAAUGUGAUUGUGUAGAAAUUGUUGGAUGGACUGGUAAUAUUUCCGUGUAAUGUUAUGAUGUGUUUGUUCAA